Puccinia triticina is the source of this 528-nucleotide messenger RNA. RefSeq lists its product as uncharacterized. The transcript is spliced from 5 exons. The record is from RefSeq and is a predicted model, not a curated record. The coding region runs from base 1 to 528 and encodes 175 amino acids. Lineage: Eukaryota; Fungi; Basidiomycota; Pucciniomycetes; Pucciniales; Pucciniaceae.
AUGCGCUCUCGACAACCAUCCCACCUCUUCCUGUAUUGCCUGUUGGCGCUGGUAUCAGAUUCAGCUCCUCUAUCGACUCCUUCAGCACCGCAAACAUGCACGUAUGUUUAUCAGCCUAUCACCACGAGUGGUGAUCCAACAGGGAACCAAAUGACUUGCCGCAAUGCUCAAAGUCCACAAAGGUUCUUCAUCUGUGAUCAGAAAUCAUGUGAAGGCACAAGAAAAUGUACGAAUUGUGUAUCGCAGACUACCAAUGUCUCCGUGAACUCGAUUGAAUGCGCAAAAUAUUACGUAGAUGAAAACCAGAAAACAACAAAUUGCUGGACAUCGGGCGAUGAGCAGUUUACCUGCUACGAUCAGUGUACCGGGGCCGCUGUCUGCUCGAGUUGCACUCUAGACGAACAAACUCCUUCGAUUUCAAACUGUGUCAGCAACUCCUCACCAAAACAUGGAUCCAAAGCCUCACGUGCUUCUAGCGCCAGCACAAGUAACCCAGGUGGCGUAUCAACGUGGCUUUCCUGGAAUUGA